AUGCCAAAUUCAUCAAGUAAUUCACAACCAGCAAAUACUGGCAGCGAGACGGCGUCCACAUCCUAUGUUGCCUGUGAGUUUUUUUUAUCAUCAUCAAUUUUUCGCCCUGCCUCGUUAUCAUAAUAAUAGUUUACAUUCGACAAAAAUUGUAUCAAAUGUUGCCUAUUGCAGAUCCAGAAAUGAGUGCGGAGCAAGAGUAUUUCUUGUACGAGUUGGAGACGACGGAUAGUGGAAGUAUGGGAUUGGUUUUGCGCGCGAUUUAUGAUACGGGAGAUGUGCAAAAGUUUGCCAGAGCUUUGCAACAAAGAAUUAGUCAUUAUGACAAGAAUAUUCAAAAGGUUUGUUUUUGACUUACACAAAGAUUUUGACAAAAAUUAUCUGUUUUCUAAAUUAUUCAGAGCUCAUUUUGAACUAUUAAAGGUGGAAUCUGAUGUGAGCAAAAAUAAGUUAUGCUUUGAAAGAGCAUAUUCUAAUUAGUAGAAUGCUCGAAGGAUUUUUUGAUGAGUUCAGAUUUACAACAAGAUUGUAAAAUGAAAAAAACUGAUUCAUAAUUUGGAAAAAAAUCUCACCACUAUCAUUUUUUGCUUCCACGUUUCAACCUAAUUUCAGAAAAAAUUCUCUGAGCAAUAAAUAAAUUUUGCUCAUUUGAAACAGCAUUUAGUACAAUCCUCCAGGAUUUUUUUCUGAAAGCUUCUCAAAAAUUAGUUUAAAAAUUUCAAAACACAGUAAAACACUUACAAGUCCAGCAAUUUUGUGUUGCCUUUAACUGAAUAAAAACAUUUCUUUGCAGGUUUGCUCAUUCCACUAUCAAAGUUUUGUUGACGCAAUGCAAGAAUUGAUGUCACUAAAAGAACAAUGUCAAAUGAUCAAAAAAGACAGUUUAUCAAUCGAUGAAGAAGUUCAAGAAGCAUCCGAGCGACUUUGCCAAAAGAAGCAAGAAAUAGUCAGAUAUCGUAAAUUGAUGAAAAAUGCGAAAACCGCAAUGGAUCAGAUUUCAGUCUGUUUGCCAGUUCUUGAAAACUAUGCGAAACUUCAAGAGCAAAUGAAUAAUCGCAAAUAUUAUCAAGCGCUAAAAGUUUUGGAAGAGCUGGAACAUACACAUUUGGCGUUGGUGGAGAAAUAUCGAUUCACACAGGUUUUGGCGAAAAGUAUGGCGCCUGUUAGAUUGGAGAUUAAGGAAAAAGCAUAUUCGGAAUUUAAAGAUUUCUUGGAGAAUAUUAAGAAGGUUGCGGGGAGAAUUGGAAAACAUGCUAGCAAAUGUGUAAGUUCUAAAAAAGAUUUUUUUGUUAGAGUUCCUAGAUUAAUUUGCAGACUGCUGAGCAGCAUUCGUUUGGUGUCACUGACGCGGAUCGCGCUAAACGUCUCCAAGAAGAAGCAAGAAAGUGAGUUGCUCGAACUUUUACACAUACAUUACUAUAUAUUUCUAGAAACGCGAGUAGUGUUGAAAUCGAAGUUUCCGCCGAUGGAAGUAUUGUCAAAAAGCAAAUGUCACCCAAAAAGCAAUAUUCGCAAGAAACAACUGAGGACGAUGAGCAACUGUCUGCACAAGAUCUGAUCGAUUUCACACCGGUUCAUAGAUGUUGCCAAAUUUUCAAUGUUCUUGGCGCCAAGGAAGAAUUUGAAAAAUAUUAUCGUCAACAAAGAGAAGAUCAAUCGAAUUUGGUGAUUGAACCGGUUCAAAAAAUGAACUCUUUCAAACAUUAUGUUGAGUAUCUUGAUGAAAUUGUUGGAUUUUUCGUUGUCGAAGAUCAUAUUUUGCUGACCGAGUCGAGUUUAGCCAAUCCAGCUUAUAAGGAUAAAUUGUGGGAGAAUGCGUUGCAGAAAAUUCGACAAACUUUAGAUGCAAGAUUCGUAAGUUUUCUAGUUACCUUCAAAUGCAUUUAAAUUUUUUCAGGGAGGCUGCCCGGAUGUUGAAAUGAUGUUGCGAAUGAAAAAAGUGAUAUUAUUGUUCAUCCUCACCAUGAAAUCGUAUGGCUACACUGUAGCCCCACUUUAUGAGCUUCUUCAAAACUUUCGCGAUCAAUACAAUGAGAUUCUUGUUAAAGAAUAUUGUGCGCAAUUCGAAAGAGACUUGGAGCGCGAUAAUUAUACGCCGAUUUCGGUGAAUAGUGAAGAGGAAUUUCGAACUGUCAUCAAACAAUUCCCAUUCUACAAGAGAAGUAUGGAACAAGAAGGGUUUCCGAGACGAUUUGCGUUCUCGAAAUUUGUCAUCUCUGCGUAUACACAAUCGAAACAAUAUCUUAUUGGUUGUUUGAAGUUUAUGGAUAAUUUGCAGUUGAAUAAUUCGGCCGUUGAUGAUACUGUUAGAAGGUGAGAUUUUGAAAAGAGUUCUGGAAUUUAUUUCAGAUGUUGAUUGAUCUCUUUUUUUCCAGAUGUGCAAAUGUUUUGCUUGGAAGAUGGGCUGGAAUUUUGAAAUCCUUUGUCCACAAACGUAUCUCAUUAAUUCAACUUGUCCAAAUCACAAUCAACCUCGGCUACCUUGAAAAAUCAUGUGAAUCGCUCGGAACUUUUAUCACCAGCAAAACCAGCGGAGAAGAAGCGAUUGGAACAACAUCUCAUCAGGUUGUAUUAUCCGAAAGAGUGUUCCGUGAUGCAAGAAGUGAGGUCGAACAACAAAUUGAUGAAUGCAUCCAAAGUAAAGUUGAUGAGAUAAUUGAGUUGUCCAAUUAUGAUUGGGAAUUGCCAGCGUCAUCUGGACAAGCAUCGGAUUUCAUCUCGGAUUUGAUCAACUUUUUGCAAACCACUUUCACAUCAUUCACCAAUUUGCCAUCCGGUUUGGCAAAACAUGUUUGCACGCAGGUAUGUCAUUUUUUUCUUCAAAUUCAUUUUUGAAAUUAUUCAAAUAAUGUUUAGACAUGCAAGCACAUUUCCCAAACACUUAUGGAUCUUUUAUUGUCAUCUGACACAAAAUGCAUCUCAACUGGCGCUUUGGAUCAAUUCUCAUUGGAUGUUAUGCAGUGUGAAAUGUUCACUUCAAGAUGCCCAGUAGCCGGAGUCGAUCCAUUGACCUUAUCAAUGACUUUUGCUGACUUACGGUGAGUAAAUAGAGUAAAGAUGAAAAAAGAUGAUGGUUGAGAUUUCAGACAAUUGCUUGAUUUAGUAAUGUCGGCUGAUUGGACAACUUUCAAUGCUGAAUAUGGAAAAGAUCAUGCCAAAUAUAUUCGUGUCAAGGCUUCGACAGCUAUUGUUGUUUUGGAGAAGUGAGUUCAGCUUUCUAAAUUGGCCAGAAGAUUGUAAAAUGAAAAAACUGAUUGAUAAUUUGAAAAAAAAUCUCACCACCAUCGAUUUUUUGCUUCCACGUUUCAACAUAAUUUCAGAAAAAUUCUGAAGGUGGAGUCUGUGCAAAAAUAAAUUGUGCUUAUUUGAAAGAGCAUAAUUAGCACAAUCCUCCAGGAUUUUUUCUCAAAGCUUCCCAAAAAUUAGUUAAAAAAUUUAAAAAAGGCUUAAAAAUCCAUAUUUACAAUAAUUUGGAGCUGUUUUUAAUUCUGAUUUUUAUGAAAACAAACUUUUGAACUGAAACUGAUUCAAAUAAAUCGAUUUUUUUCAAUUAAAAAAAUGCACAUUUUCAGAAUGAUCGAAUUCGAACGAAAAAGCACUGGAUUCUUUGGAAUCACCAAAGGAGAUCGUAAAAAACUAUUGGACACAAUUGUUCGUCAAUUGAAAAACCUAGAAAUUCAAUAA
Molecule: messenger RNA, 3681 nt
Organism: Caenorhabditis angaria
Lineage: Eukaryota; Metazoa; Nematoda; Chromadorea; Rhabditida; Rhabditidae
Source: the annotation of a GenBank genome assembly